AUGGAAGCGAGCACUGUGGGAACUGCUAUACCUCAUGAGCCAUCUUCAGCGUUUGAUCCAGAUCGCGAAAUGAAGGAUCGUAAAUUGGUCCAAAUAUUCAAAAAAUUACACAUGGAACAGGAUUUGAAUACGCUGUUGGAUUUUGAUGACACUGUUUCUCGCCCAUCAAAAGCCGCCUUAAAUCAUACAGAGGAAUUAAGCACGGACAAAGUUGAACGUUGUCGACCACGUAAAAUACUCGAUUACGCUGUACUAGCGAAAGGACAAGGCUAUCAUAAUAAUCUUGUGGGGUCUUUUGCAAGUAGCUAUUCAGAUACAGGUGGAUCCAAUAAAAGUGCUGCUGGCUCCAAACGAAUACGCUUUCAAAAAGAUCGAUUUGAUAAUAACAGCUCAACGCCCAGUGUCAAACGGCGUUCGCGUGGCCAACAUACGUCCGUCCAAAAAAAGAAUGUCAGAUCGCGGCGAUUUACAUUUCCACCGGCAGCAAAUGGUGCCAGGAAAAAAGAAGCAUCAAGGUCACGAAGUUUUGCUUGUGGAACCAAAGGAGGUAUCCUAAAAAGACGUGUGAAGGAUGCAAACAAUAUCAAGCAAACAUUUCUCAUUUCGAAAAAAGUACUAGACAUUCAAAAUCAGCAUUUUAAAGAAUUCAUGCUUCCUGAAAAAUGGAUCAAGGAAUCACAGAAAAGAAAAAAAGUGAAGAAAAUGAAAUCUGGAGGAGAAGAGAGCACCAGUAGUGUAUCUGUUGAGGAUUUGGCAAUGGAGCGCCUCGUAAGAGCUUUUAAAACCGCAAAACUUUUAUAUCCCGAAAAAUUUGCUGAGUAUUUUCCAGACUUCAUGCAUUGUUUUCAAUCAGAUGAUAACAAAGAAAAGCAGGGUAACAAAAAUGGUGUUAUGCUGAAGCAAACGCAGAUUAAAACCAUCAAAAGAGAAGAAGAUGCUGUAACAUCCGACAAAAAUAUUGCAUCGGAAUCUAGCGAUGAUCUGCCAAGAAGAAUUCGUAAGAUGCCGAAAAUUUUACGAGAAUACUCAACAGGUGUUGAAAUAGCAAGCAAAAAGUUAGCUAGUUUGAAGAAACAAAUACCAUCAGUGACACAAAAGAUUCCGCGUAUUCGUGGUCCUUUAGCGGGUACCUCGGGACUUCGUAAGCGAUCUAAAACAUCAACAGAUUCAUCGCCGAAUCAAUCAAUGCUUUUUAAAUCUCAGCAAAAUGAAAAAGCAGAAAGUGCCAAAGAAGUGGAAGAUUCAGAAGGGAUGGACGGAGUUCCGACACUGAAGAGACGAAAGCGUGCUAAGAGUGGUGCUAAGAUUUCGUUACCUAGUGCAACACUGAAAGCUGCAAGUGUAAGUGCAGCGCUUAUCCAGAACAACAUUGAAGAUAGUGCAACAGAAUCUUCAUCUGAUGAGUCAGGCAACGUGCGUUCAUCAAAGAGACAACGAGCUCAAAGUGGUUUUUACAAGUAA
Messenger RNA from Acanthocheilonema viteae, 1461 nucleotides. The record is from the annotation of a GenBank genome assembly. NCBI's taxonomy places the organism in Eukaryota, Metazoa, Nematoda, Chromadorea, Rhabditida, Onchocercidae.